UUAGUCCAUUGUUGCGUUUUGCGCGAGUUCGUGCGAUUGGCGAAAAAGGCAUGGAAAUUAGAAUUGGAGCAUAGGAAGAACAAAAAAACAUGUUUUUGUGCUUUGCAGUGUGCUAAUUAUUCAUUCAUUCAUGGGGGUCACAAGAGAAGAAGCUCCAACAUCACAAGGAAAUCCCAUUUCUAACAAUAAUCCAAAUUCAGUUCCAAAUCCAAAUCCAAAUCCAAAUCGAAAUCCAAAUCGAAAUCCAAAUUCAGUUCCAAAUCCAAACCCUAACCCUAAUCGGCCUCGUACAACGAAAGGUAAGUCAUGCAAGGGAUGUGCAUACUACUCAUCUGUUCAUAAAGCCAAAUCCAAAAACCCUACAUGCUACGGUCUCUCAAGAACGCUACAGCAAGUUCCCCCCUAUGUCGUGAGCGAAAGUGAGCUGGAAGCUUCUAAAGAGGGCCGCAGCCUUAAAAAUUUCAAGUAUGCUUGUAUUGGAUACUCUAUCUACUUAGACAACAAAGAUUCCCCACCUGACUCACAGGAGAAGACAGCAAAAUUGCCCUUUUGCGUUGGUCUUGAGGUGGUCUCGGAGGUGAAUUCUUCUACUUCAUCUGUUGGCCAUGUUCCUGCUCAUGCUCGUAAAACUGAAGAACGUGAACAAGCAAUUCCUCAACCACGAUUCGCCAAACCUCCAAAUACCACAGCAGAAGAAUUCUUAAACAGGUUUCAAAAAAAUGCAGGCCUAGUGGCAUCCGGUGUUGUAAAAAACUUGAACAGAAUGGGUCACUAUGUAAAAGAGGCCCUAGAUGACAUUCUAUAUAGGCGACCCAAGUGAAGCUGGCCAUUGUAAUUUCUUUGCAAGAAAUAAUUUUAAUUUUACACAUUGGUCAUUUUUUGAAUUUAUUGUUUGCAUUCUGACAUUAUGUGGCACUUUUUUUUUUAACAGUUAAUAGUUACUAAUGUUUUAAAUGUAUAUUUUCUGAACAAUCAUACAAAUAAAUUUACAUGAUCAUCCCAAAAUUUAUAA
This is a messenger RNA of Cicer arietinum (chickpea), 1012 nucleotides long. RefSeq lists its product as uncharacterized. The record is from RefSeq and is a predicted model, not a curated record. NCBI's taxonomy places the organism in Eukaryota, Viridiplantae, Streptophyta, Magnoliopsida, Fabales, Fabaceae.